AUUGCAUUGAGUAAAGAACAGUGACUUAUAUUUGAUAGGAAUAUUAUUUUUGCAGUUCCUUUAUUCUUCAUCACUCUCAGUCCAGUGGAGCAGUGUGUUUGUUUGGUGAAGGCUCAGGUAUUUCUCACCCAGCUGAGGAGAGGUGGGACCCUGGGAGAUUCUGGUGAGGGUCUGUUCAUCUGUCUCAGCACAGGGGGACCAGCAUCGCAUACAAGGAGGGAGAAUGCUUUGAGGACCACUGCAGCCCCUCAUUGUGUUCUCAUAGACUCCCUGCUUGUGCUGAUUCAAGGGCUUAGAGCUGUGUGUUCGGACAGCGCCUGGAAACCUGAGCAGGAGGCUGCUGGCCAUGGAAGCCUCCAGGGUGAAGGUGUGGGCUGUGUCCCUCAGCUCUGUGCUCCUGCUGUGUGUAUUGCCCUCUCAAGCCCAGCACGAUUAUUCUGGUUUACAGUCAGGAGAAGAACACGUGUAUGAAGGCUCCUUGGUCGAUCGAUAUGAUGAGCAAUCUGGAUACACUCACAGCAUUGAGUAUCCUGCAGAGUCCAAACGCAGCAGUGAAGAUGAGCACUCAGCAUCCGGCUUUGACCCCUAUGCACCUGUGGCCACCGUAGUCACCAUGAUCACUGAGGAAACUUACCCGUACAACACAGCCGGGGAGUCUUUUGAUUACGCCAAAGAGGAUAAAACCUUGAUAACACAGGUCCCUUAUGGAGGGGACGCUGAGCUGGGGCAGGAGGGACCCACCGAAUGCGACUGUGAAGCAGGACAGCCCGGAUUUGGAGGCUUUGCUGGACCCAAGGGCUCUAAGGGUCUUCAAGGCAAACAGGGGUUUCCUGGGGUUCAAGGAAGGGAGGGUUACAAAGGAACCAAAGGAGUGAGAGGAAGAGGAGGAGACACCGGUCCUGAGGGCGAUUCUGGGCCUGAUGGAGAGGAUGGUGCAUCUGGUUUCUCUGGUGCAAUUGGUCUUCCCGGGUUACCAGGGGACCCCGGUGAAACUGGCCAAUCUGGAUUAAAGGGUGAUGUCGGAAACGAAGGUCCGCGUGGAGGAGUGGGUGUCGCUGGAAAGACUGGUCCUGUUGGUGCAAAAGGUAAACCUGGAAAACCCGGCAUUAAAGGUAUUAAGGGUUCCAUUGGCAAAACAGGAAAACAAGGUCCUGAGGGUCGACAGGGACAGAAGGGUCAGACAGGAGCACCUGGAUUCUCAGGAGACCAUGGAGAGCAGGGUUACUUGGGUUAUCCAGGAGUCCCAGGAGACCGUGGGGUGACGGGACCAAAGGGUUCUAAAGGAAAAGGUGGCUUUCCAGGAAGUGAUGGGGAGCCGGGAGAGGAUGGUCCUCUGGGUGUUCCAGGAGUUGUGGGGGUGCCUGGGCCUUUUGGACCUAAGGGUGUGAAAGGUGAUCGUGGUGAGAGGGGGCGAUCUGGAAGAGCAGGAACUGUGGGUCCACAAGGAGACAGUGGGGAUGCAGGAGUUCCGGGAAAACCUGGACCAAAAGGCUUGCCUGGGCCAACAGGUGCCAAAGGAGAAACAGGACCAGAUGGUGAAAAGGGGGCAGUAGGGCGAAAAGGAGGGAAGGGUGUUAAAGGAUAUAAGGGAGACGCUGGAUCUCGUGGUGACAAAGGGCAGCGUGGGGUGAAGGGUCGUUUCGGUCGUGAUGGACUUCCUGGUCCCAUUGGACCUCCAGGUCUUCCAGGUCCCAGAGGUGACAAAGGCCCUAUAGGAGACCAGGGAGUGAAAGGACAGAGUGGGCCAAAAGGACAACCAGGUGAACCUGGUCCAGGACUGACAGAUGAGCAGAUAUUGCAGCUGUGUCAAGGUGUGGUCACCUCUCACAUCUCCCAGUAUGCUUCAUCUAUACGUGCCAAAUGCGUACAGGGCUGUCCAAUCAACAACCGUACGCUCAUCGGACCCCCAGGAGUCACAGGACCCCCUGGAAGUCCAGGCAAACCUGGUAAAGCAGGAAAGGUAGGUGCUAAAGGAGAAAGAGGCCCUCAAGGAAUGAAAGGUGUAGAGGGCCAGAAAGGAGCUACAGGGGACAGAGGUGCUAAAGGUCAGAAAGGACAGAGGGGUGAUCCUGGAAAAGGUCUUCCAGGGCAUGAUGGUCACCAAGGCCUUAGAGGACUGCCAGGCCAUCCAGGAGAACCAAAAGACGGAAUUGAUGGGCCGCGAGGACCCCGUGGUUUUCCCGGGCCUGUGGGUCAGACUGGCAUGGUUGGAGAUGCAGGAAUACCUGGUGUGUGUGAGGCACGAGACUGCAGCAUUCACGCGCCUGUAGUGCGCAAAGAGAUGGGAUUGGUCAAGGGCCCUCUCAGCCAGGCCUGACAACAGGGACAAAUGUGAGUGACCCGCGACAGGAGAUAAUCUCCAGCAGAGACCAUGAAAAUAGUGCUGUCAGAUGGAAGACAUCACAUACAGACAGACUGGAGCCAAGAAAUGGAGAUCAAAUAUCUACAGAUUUGUUUACCAAUUUGAAGUCCAAAAAUGUAACUAUACAAAUGAAAACUACCAGCACUUUUGGUUUCAUUCAUCAACAUUGUUUUAGUUUCAAUAUAAAUACAGUGCAGACAUGUAAAUAAUUUUGUAAAGCAUCUUAAAUAUACAUCUACUGUGUCCUGAAAUAUCAUGUUGUCUUGAUUGAUCAACCUGAAUUAAAGAUUUUUUUUUAACAUGUUAAGGCAUGUUUGAUCGUGUGGCAUGAAUAUCGCGUUACCACAAAAUUGUAUGAUCAUUGUUCAGGCCAUUAUCAUACCUUUUUGAAUAACUGAAAAAUCCAUUAAGAACAAAUAUUAAUAAUCCACCCAAUUUUUUUUUUCUGAAUAAAUUAUGAACGACAAAACGAAUGUUUAUGACAGGUAAAAUAUUUAUUCAUGUUAAUAAACAUGUAAUCAUGUAUAGUGUACAAGAAAAGGAAGAGUUUAAAAAACAAAAGUAGUAAGAGAACAUUUAGCCACAAAUAAAAACAUUACAAUGUAUUUUAAGUAUACAUCAAAACAAUUAGACUUUAUUUUAAAGAAAUAUUGCACAACCACAAUUUCAAAAUGGAAAAAAAAGAUACAAAAAAAUCCACAUUAAAAAUAUUUGCAUAAUUUUGCACAAAUAAUACUUUAAUUUGAAUAGAUUUUUAAUAUGAUUUAUAUUAUAAGUUCAUUGAACAUACAGUCAAAGACCUUACAAUAUUACUAAAACAUCAGAGGUAGACAGAAAAUUAAAAAUCAUAAAUAUAUUAAAAUCUUUGCUUUCUCUUUCCUUAAUCCCACCGUCUAGCUUGUACUAACUUGAAUAAUGCCUGAAACUUGUAUUAGAAGUGCUUCCUUUGUUUAUUUGCUUCUUUUUAAUGAAUCACUUGUAUUCCUCAAUUACAAGUCGUUUUCGAUAAAAGGGUCUGCUAAAUGAAUAAAUGUAAAUGGAAAUUACAUCAAACCCCAUUUUUUCAUUUGUCUCCAUGUACACUUACUAUUUCUAUGCUACCUCAUACUAUUUCUAACCGUACAGUAUAUAAGAUGUACUGUUUGGAGGAUGGGAGACAUCAAACCCUGUGUUUUCAUGUGUCUCCAUGUACUGUACACUUACUAUUCCUAUUCUAUCCGGUACCAUUUCUAA
Cyprinus carpio (common carp) is the source of this 3595-nucleotide messenger RNA. RefSeq lists its product as uncharacterized. NCBI's taxonomy places the organism in Eukaryota, Metazoa, Chordata, Actinopteri, Cypriniformes, Cyprinidae. The record is from RefSeq and is a predicted model, not a curated record.